AAGCAUACUGGAAUUGAAGAGAGUGUUGCAAGUCAAGAAUUGGCGGCAAGAUGACCGACUUCAGCACAAUGUUCGAGGAUACCAGAUUGACUGCUUAUUUGAUCCUAUUAAAAUAUUAUGUGAUUCCUAGGACCAGAUUACGAGCCCUCAUAUCACGACUUCUUGGGAAGAAAGAGCCAACGCUUCAGCAUAUGCUUGCUAAUGCCACGAUCCGGUGGUUGUCAUCUACAUUAUCGGUACACCAGUUCAGAGCUCUCACCUCUAGCCAGUGUGAUGCAAAGGCUCUGUUACAGAACUGCCCGACUCUACUCGAAGAGAAAGCCACGACCGAGACGAUCAUUGGGGAAGACUAUCGAGGGCAUUACGUCGUAAAAUAUCCCAAACCAACGCACAUCAUAUUCUAUGUUUAUGGAGGCGGUUUUGUCAGCGGCUCUCCAGCAUCCGUGAUGCCGUACCUACUGCAAUUGAGCGUCGAGCUCCAAGCCCGAGGGUUCCAAGCAGACAUGUUUGUCGUGGAGUACGAUCUCGCACCAGAAAAUCCCUACCCAGGUGCUCUUAGGCAAGUCGUAUCGGCAUACAGAUACAUCGCCAGCCAGAACAAACCCAUCGUUCUGGCAGGCGACUCUGCUGGGGGGAACUUAUGUCUUGCACUACUUCGACACUUCGUCAAGCCUCACCCGAAUAUUCCACCAAUCAUACAGACUCAGGGAGAAACUGGACGUGUUGUAGCAGCUUGUUUGAACAGUCCAUGGGUCAACUUGGAGAAUAACGGAAAGUCAUACCGUCAGAAUGCCAAUCAAGACUGUCUCGACAAGGGCGCUCUCGACCGUUGGGGAAGGGCAUACCUAGAUGGAAAACCACUAGAUGAAUAUGCGAACCCCAUCGAUUGCGUAGAUGGCUGGAAGGAGAUUCUACCCCGGAAUACACUUCUGGUCACAGGCGACCUCGAUCUAUUUGUCGCUGACAUACAAAAGCUGGCCCAAAGCAUCACUAAAUUAAGUCCCCCAUCCCGUUGUUUCGAUGAUGUUGAAACUGACCUUAUGUAG
Fusarium redolens is the source of this 1046-nucleotide messenger RNA. RefSeq names its product Alpha/Beta hydrolase protein. Gene Ontology annotation, molecular function: hydrolase activity. NCBI's taxonomy places the organism in Eukaryota, Fungi, Ascomycota, Sordariomycetes, Hypocreales, Nectriaceae. The coding region runs from base 51 to 1046 and encodes 331 amino acids. The transcript has 4 exons. The record is from RefSeq and is a predicted model, not a curated record.